Eriocheir sinensis (Chinese mitten crab) is the source of this 7462-nucleotide messenger RNA. RefSeq lists its product as uncharacterized. Lineage: Eukaryota; Metazoa; Arthropoda; Malacostraca; Decapoda; Varunidae. The transcript is spliced from 13 exons. The record is from RefSeq and is a predicted model, not a curated record.
AUGGGUGUGCUGGGGCCGCCGCGCCGCGCCGCGCCGCCGCAGGGCCGCAGCGCGUCAGGAGGCACGCCAGGCACAGUGCCGCGGGAGGCGUGGGCGUGGCGCGCAGACCCACGCGUGGAGGCUGCCGUGUGCGGGCGGGCGCGGGUGCAUGCAUGGCGGGCGAGGGGCUGCCGAGGGUGUCGGCGGCCCGGCACACAUGAGGGCGGCCCCGAGGGCGGCCCCCCCGCAGCCAGCACGCCGGCCAGGCAGGGCGGGGAGGCGGGCCACGGCGGCCACAGCCCCGCCGUGGCCCGCCUCGUGUGGCCCAUCGUGGCGGUGCUGCUGGUGGUGGCCAUCGCCGGCCCGGCGCUCACCUGCUACCUGCUCGUCAAGGAGUACGUGUCGGUGCUGGAGCGGCAGAUCCGGGACCUUCGCGCGUGGCUGCUUGCCGCUCGUGCCUCGUGCCGCAGCGCGCCCUGGCGUGAGCACCAGGCCAACCAAAGAGCGAGGGAGACCCAACGCAAGAGCACGGAAUUACCACGCGGGUUCAACCAGAAGAUUUCACGGAUGGACGAGGCGCUCACCCAGUUCACGGACACCCAGGCGGCGUUCUGCAAGGAGCUUCGGGACAACUUGGGAGCGAGGUUGGAAAAGCGCGGACAAGAACUUGAGGCGCUGUCGGACCAGAUCGCUGCGCUGGUGCGGACGACGACCACGCAGAUUACGGCACUGGAGAAGGCAGCGUCCGACCAGAUGUACGCAGGGCAGAGCAGCAUAGAGAAGACGCUGGCUAUCACGCAGGCAAUACGCGACUCGCAGCUCCGCGCUAUACAGAACUACCACAAGCAAACGUUCCUACCCGCCGCCGCCGCUGUCGCUACCAUACUCACGGAACAGGCCUCGGCGCUGACCUCCAUGGGAGUUGAGCUGAUUACAAAGGUUGAGAUGCUGCAGGACGUGUAUCUGACCUAUGCCACGCGCGAAUCGGACGCCCUCAAGAAACUGACGCAGGAAGUGGAAAUGUUCGCCGCGAAGCACAGCAACCUGGCGGCGAGGACACGGGACCACGCCAGGCAGGUCCACCUCGGCGCGGACAGCUUCGUCAGGGAGAUCCAGAACCGCAUGAACAACGUGGUUAAAGAGUUGGUCCUGAUCCGUAUGCAGAGUCAGAACUUCGUGGCCGCCAACAACGACGCCCACAAUGAUAUCUCCUAGGUAAGGAGUUAGGUUAGCGUGAACCAGACCCAGGUGGCGGUGGAGACGCUCUCGCAAGGCCUGAAGCAGAGACUAGACAACGCGACGGAACUCCACCAAGACUUCAGGAACGUGUUCAAGAAAGAGACGGACCAUAUAUCGUCCACGGUGGAGGCUGGGAUAAGCGAGGCUCUCUUCUCCAACCACGCAUCGGUGAGCCACGUUGAGGAGGCGGAGCUGGAUACGCGGGUGUUCGUGGGGACGGCCAGGGCGGCUUGGGAGGAGCUCUACCUAUCACAGGAGGCCGAGCUACGGAAGGAAGCAGACUCCCUCACCCACGGCCUUCAGAGUCACACCCACCACACCCAGAACGUCCUAGCGGGCAUGAGGGCAACUGCGGAAACUCAUGAACUGGUGUUGGAGGAGCAGCGCAUGAAUUUCCAGCAGUUCAUCCGCAAGAGACAGGACGCGCUGGACAUUCAGUGCUCGGCCGUGAGCGACUGGGCGACGCUCAUGUCCACGGAGCUGCGACGGCGGGACGAGGACCUCCACCGCUUCCUGAGUGAAGACCUCCACUACAACACAGUCACCGUUCCUGAUGAUGGCGAUGAGUACAAAAUUUCCCGACGCCAAGAUGGGUCGUGGGCAUACCAGUCGGGUCACGCCCACACCCAAGCCCACCCCCCGGGACCCACCCACACCCGCCCGCUCACCUCAAAUGUGACACAUCAUCUCGCAAGGGGUGCCUAUAGCGGCGCAUCACACAGCACCACACAGCAAUCUAGUCGGAACGCACGCCCCCAGAGCCACACGGGCCGGGCCACACCACAUGCCCUGACCCCGGACCCUAAAGCCACCACUGCCAGCCACAGGGACACCACUACUAGGGAUGAAGACCCCUCCUCGCCUGACGGGGACACCAGCGCUAUCACUGCCAACACCGGGAACACCAGCGCCGCACACCACACACUCAGCAUUGCCGGAACUCACACCAGUCUUGGGAACGCUCGUAACACUGAUACUCUGAAUGGAAGGGAUAAGUUAGCUGCUAGACGAACCGGUCAUACUAGGAACACUUACUCUCCUGAUACUUUUACGGAUGGAUGGGAUAAGAUGACCACUGCAAGACGAACCACUAAUACCAGGAACACUUACACUCCUGAUAUACCUACUGACAGAAUAGAUAAGGUAGCUGCUAUAAGACACACCACUGGGAUCACUCAUACUCCUCAUUCUCAUAAAACUGAUACAAACAAUGGAAAGGGUACCCCAAGCUCUGUAGGGCAAACCACCACUCCUGAGACUACCACCAAGGGAAGGAAUAAGUCAACCGCCCUUAGACACACCACCAGCACAGGGGACAUCACCACUACCUCCUCCUCCUCCUCCUCCUCCUCCUUCUCUUCCGUUAUGGACAACCCGAUAUCAGCAAGACAAACCUCCGCCACCACCAUCGCUAAUUUCUCUACCAGAGCAAAGCCUAUCACCAAUACUAAGGACACCAGAGAUAGCCACACCCCCACCUCCAUUAGUACCAGACACACCACCACCUCUACCAUCACCAGGGACACACACACUCCUGCUUUACACACCACAAGCCUGAGCAAGGACAAUAAUGACACCCCAAGUUCUGCCACAGGUAUCGAAAGCAUAACCAUGGAUUCUAAAACGUUCUUGAAGGCUUCAAAUACCACCAACACCAAGACUAACACUACCACUAACACCAGCAGUAACACCACCUCCCUCACCGGUGUAGCAACCCAAGAUCACAGGCAAGGAAAACAAACAUCUGGUGAUUACGAGGAUGAGAGAGAGACCGCAAUGAACGUACUUACACUGGCCGAGGAUGCUUCCCCUGCCUCACCCAAUCACCCCCUCAUCCCAACACUGCGCACACCCUCCCUCGCCCCCGCCUCACAGCCCCGUACCCCCCCUCACCCGGCCCUAGGGGAAACAGAGGUGCCAAGUUCAAAUCACCUGGAUGAGGGAAGUGGCAGUGAGUGGGAGGAGAAGUGGGAGGCGAUGGUUGGGGAUCGUGACAUGACUAACAGUGAAAUGAGGCCUCACUUCACCCCUUUGGAAACAGAUAAGGUCAUGGAGGUCACUACUAAUGCUGGAACAGGCCCUCACUUCACCCCUUUGGAAGCAGAUAAGGUCACGGAGGUCACUACAAACACUGAAACAAGCCCUCACUUCAGCCCCUUGGAUAUAGACACAGCCAUGGAGGACACUACCAUGGCUGAGACAACCCCUCACAUUAGCUCUCGUGAAGAAGGUACGACUGCAGGUGUCUCAUCAAAGAUAACGUUGGACAUUGAUGGAGUCGAGGGUUCAGUGAAGACUACCAGGACAGAGGGGGAUACUGACGCUGGUGAAGAUGCAGUACAGGACCAGGAGGGCAGCACGGAAGCAGUCUCCAUGCGCAAACAGAAUGAUGGAACGUAUGAAAACCCGCCGUGCAGAAUUAUGUGUCGGGAGAACGGAAAUCGAGAAAUGCACGACAGGAAGAUUUUAAGUGAGGAAGAUAAGGAUGAGAGUAUUGAAAAAACAUCUUCCUCCUCUUCUUCCUCCUCUUUGAAGAUCCACAACGAUGAGCAUAAGGACGAAGAUGACACAAAAAACUCUUCCUCCUCUUCCUCCUCCUCCUCUAAGGCCUACAGCGAUGUGAGCGAGGACGAGAUUGUGAGGAACUUCCGCAAGAUCCUCCAGGAAGCCCAUGCAACCAUACAGAGGUUCCGGAAGGACUUUCAAUCCCCGGGGCACGUCACCUUCGCCAACGCUACGCCCGCUGUGCCUUGGGAGAGGUUCCUUGCUGGUAAGGCUGAGCGGGCGCGAGGCGGAAACAACAACAACAUCAAGGAAACAAACACCCCUAGCAAUGUUUCAACACCACCAAAAUCAACAUCUUCAGACACCACAGAAGUAGAUAUCACCACCAACACCACCACCAACACCACUGAAGGUCACAAUGCAGGAGCAACAGAGGAUCGAAACCCAUUUAAGCCAAGCACUAAAAGGAAUCCAAUCCGCCACAGUGCAGGGAAGAGGAAGUCCGGGAGAUCCACAAGGGAGAGAGGGAAAGGGGACAGAAAGAGGAGAAGAAAAGGAGGUGGAAAGAAGAAUAAGAAGGGAUAGAUGAAAAGCUAAGGAGUAGAAAAUAAGAAUGAGAAAUGAGGGUAAGGAGAGGAAGCAUUGAAGGAGUUUAACCGUGUACCAGCGACGGGCAAAAUUUGUGGCGUUACCAUGUACCAGUGACAGGCCAAAUUUGUGGCUUUACCAUGUACCAGUGACAGGCCAAAUUUGUGGCUUUACCAUGUACCAGUGACAGGCCAAAUUUGUGGCUUUACCAUGUAGCAGUGACGGGCCAAAUUUGUGGCUUUACCGUGUACCAGCAACAGGCCAAAUUUGUGGCUUUACCAUGUACCAGUGACAGGCCAAAUUUGUGGCUUUACCAUGUACCAGUGACAGGCCAAAUUUGUGGCUUUACCAUGUACCAGCAACGGGCCAAAUUUGUGGCUUUACCAUGUACCAGCGACAGUCCAAAUUUGCGGUUUUACCGUGUACCAGCAACGGGCCAAAUUUUUGCCAUGAUAUAAACCCCAAAAAAUAGAUGAUGCAUAAACUGAUCACAGAUGUGUUGAUAUAUAUUAUGAAAUGGUUUGUGUGAGUGAUGAUUUUUUCUCAUUUUUCGCGCUUAGAGGGAAGGGCCUUUAAGAAACAUGAUCCCAGCAGCUACCAGGUUGAGUCACAGGAAGGAGGAAAUACAGAUAGGCUUUGGAAACUGAAGAAGGAAAUGUGGUGUGAAAAUAAUGAAAACUGAUGGAAAAAGAAGCGACCAAAAUGUGUGAAAGAAAAAUAGUGACUAAUGUUGAUAGAUGAAAGGAAAGGAGAGGAAAAGAGAUCAGUGAAAUAAUUGUGAAAAGCAAAUAUGACUAAAAAAAAGGAAUAUUUGAACGGGAUAAAAAAGAAAAUAAUGAUAAAAUGAAUUAGAAACGAACAACAGGGAGAGAUAGAAAAAUAAAAUGAAGUAAAAAAUAAAGAGAGAAAAAGAAAAAAAAGGAAACGUAGGAGACAAAGAAUGAAAGAAAAAAGAAAGAAUGAAGGAAAAAAAGUGAAAAUAUAGACUGAUAAUGAUGACUGGUUGUGAAGUUAACCAGAAAAAAAAUAUAUAUAUAAAUAAAUAAUUAACUGAAUAAAGGCAAUGAUGAAUGUGGCGAUGGUGGUGCUGAGAGAGAGAGAGAGAGAGAGAGAGAGAGAGAGAGAGAGAGAGAGAGAGAGAGAGAGAAACACACACACACACACACACACACACACACACAGACUUAAUAUCGUCCAAAUUUUUUUAAGGUCAGGGAAUUUUGAUCUGAUAAUGUUACUGUAAAUCCUUAAGGUAAUUUGCACCUCCAUUUGAUAGUCUGAGAGAUUGUACUAAUUCAAACUACUCUAAAUAUUGUAAGAGAAAGUAAGUUAAUCCUCGGUCUUAAUUAUAGGAGCGCAUGUGUGGUUUAUAUCCAUGUCUUGAGUCGUUAGCCAGGCAUAACUUUUUUUAUAGGGGUAAUUAAUGUGUGUGUGUGCAUGUGUGUGUGUGUGUGUGUGUGUGUGUGUGUGUGUGUGUGUUGCAGUGUUCCGACGCCUGACUGCAUCUGUUCAGGGUCGUCUUACUUGUGUGUGUCUGUUUCUCUGCCAAUUUCCGCCAGUCUGUUUGUGUUCCAAGAUUGUGUAGGUGACCAAAAAGUGUUCCUUAAUGCUUUCCUCCUCCUCCUCCUCCUCCUCCUCUUUGUUUCUUCCUUCUCCUCCUCUUUUUUUUUUUCUUCCUUCUCCUCCUCCGCCGCCUCCUCUUUUUGUUUCUUCCUUCUCCUUCUCCUCCUCCUCUUUUUGUUUCUUCCUCCUCCUCCUCCUCUUAAUUUUUCCUCUCUUUGCUUUUUCUUCAUUCUCCUCCUCCUUAUUUUUCCUCUUUUUUUUUCCUUCUCCUCCUCCUCUUUAUUUUUCCUCUCUUUACUUCUUCUUCUUCUUCUUCUUCUUCUUCUUCUUCUUCUUCUUCUUCUUCUUCUUCCUCCUCCUGUACAUACCAGGCUUAUAAUAUUUUGUAGUUGCACAAAACUACAUACUAAUAAUAUGUACUGUGUACACUGUAUUCUAUGGCCACUACCUACAACCCAUCCAUGCCCCACCCACUAUGACCAUACACACUGUCUGCCCCUUCCCUCCUAUCCCCCUCCCUUCCUGCUCUUCCUUUCCUUCUUACCCCUCCCUUCCUGCCCCUUCCCUCCUAUUCCCUAUCUCUACCUGCUCUUCUCUUCCUUCUUACCCAUCCCUGCUAUUCCCUUCCUUCUUACCCAUCCCUCCUAUUCCCUAUUCCUUCCUGCCCUUCCCUUACUCCUUCCUAUUCAUCCCUGCCCCUUCCCUCAUAUCCCCAUCACUUCCUGCUCUUCCCUUCCUCCUUCCUACUCAUCCCUGCCCCUUCCCUCCUAUUCCCUUCCUUCUUACCCAUCCCUACCCCUUCCGUUCCCUUCACUACCCACACAACACACACAACUUACCCCUCAAUCCCCAUCCUUGCCCCUUCCCUUCCUUCACUACCCAACCCACACAUAGUCUGUCCCACCCCCCUGUCCCUUCCCUUCGCUACCCACCCAACACACACAACUUGCCCAUCACCCCACAUCCCUUCUCUUCCCUUAACUACCUAUGCCCCUCACCCCCCCUACUUGCCCCUUCCCUUCCCUUCACUAACCACCCCCCACCCCCACCCCCUCCCUACCCAAAGAUGCCCCUUCCUCCCUGUUUUAUAUAUGUACAUCUCCUUUUUUACUUCUUAAUGUUAGUGAGCUGUUUUUUGUGUUUGCAGUAGCUUAAUGUUUUUCCUCGACAAGGUUCUAUAUUUUAUUUUUUCAGUUCAUAGUGUUUUCCUCCUACCAUGUUAUAUAAAGACACACUUUUGUUAUUAUGCUGUAAAAUGGAUGAUCUAUAAGUUAUUUCAGUCAUGUAUUUACCUAUGAUAGUGUUUAGUUACAUAUAGUUGCGUUAGAGAGAGAGAGAGAGAGAGAGAGAGAGAGAGAGAGAGAGAGAGAGAGAGAGUGUGUGUGUGUGUGUGUGUGUGUACUAAACUUUGUUCCUAUGUUACCCUCGUGUCAAUACUGUCAGUGGGAAUCAACCCGCUGUCUGGUUGUUGAUAUUUGUCACUUUAAGUUUUGAUAAAGCCACAAAUGCCGCACAGCUGUCAAUGUUUUCGUGCAGGAGGCGAUCAUGUGCCUUUUUGUAGCCAGGAAAUAGAACGCUGUGUUUUGUA